Molecule: messenger RNA, 1085 nt
Organism: Cuscuta campestris
Lineage: Eukaryota; Viridiplantae; Streptophyta; Magnoliopsida; Solanales; Convolvulaceae
Source: the annotation of a GenBank genome assembly
CGUCACUGACUCCAUCUGGCAAGGCGGAUCCAACUCCCCGAUCUCCGCCGCCGACAUGCUCUUCGUCGUGCUCCCUUCUGGAGGCGGUGACGCUGAGUAUCUACAGCGCAUCCUCUGCAUGCUCACCAGCUACGGCGUCUUCCACGGGCAUUUCGACCCCGAUAAUGACACCUCAUCAUAGAGGUGUUCGUUGACCACAGUGGGCACAACGUUGGUGAUGAACAAAUACGGCUUAUCAUACGACGCCUACGUGCUGCAGCACCACCCGGAGGAGCUCAUGAGAGCAUGCCCUCUGGUCUGCGAGGCGGAGGCCGAUUCCAUGUGUACUCCGUUCACCAAAGCCAACUGCGGCAUCACGGCACACGCCCACUACGGCCGGAACCCGGAGAUGAAAGCCAUGAUGCAGAGGGCCAUGUUCGGAGUCUCCGUCCCUUUCAUGAAGUCCUUCUUGGAAGGAUACGAUGGGUUCCGAGGCGUGAAGCGGUUGGUCGACGUCGGCGGGAGCGCCGGAGAUUGCCUGAGGAUGAUCAUAGAGAGGCAUCCCACCAUCCAACAUGUUGUCAACUUCGAUUUGGAGGAGGUUGUUCAGAAGGCUCCCCACAUUCCUAAAAAAAGAGAAAGAUCCAAGGAAAACCGCCAGAGGACACGAAUGGUGCCGCCUCUGAUGUCUAGCGUGGUUUCCGUCCUCGAUCUUUCAAAGCCAAUUAUCGCCGCCAACGAAGUUAAUCACCGACGCCCCUACAAAGAUCUGUUGUCAUCCCCGCCACUUCUGACACUUGUGCACCUCCAUCAUCAGAUGGCCAUUUUUUUAUCCCACCACGCCCGAAAAAAUAAAUCCCUGAUUGUAACUGUCGCGGCUAAAAUCCGUACCCUUGGCUAAGAGUUGCCAGGCGGAGGAGAUGAUAACCCGUAUGGGAUUUGUGUUUGGAGUUUUCUCAAACAGGGGAAUCAGCUAUUAAAGUUGGGCAGCACAUGAAAAAAGUAGUGAUUUUCAAUAAUGGAAUACAUUUGGCAAAUUUAAAAAUUGCAAUGGAAUGCGCAUAUGCGGUGCUCAACUAUUCCCAAGAUAAAUUGAAUGAUUGGGG